Messenger RNA from Callorhinchus milii (elephant shark), 1259 nucleotides. RefSeq lists its product as uncharacterized. Lineage: Eukaryota; Metazoa; Chordata; Chondrichthyes; Chimaeriformes; Callorhinchidae. The transcript is spliced from 7 exons. Bases 254 to 1171 code for a protein of 305 amino acids. The record is from RefSeq and is a predicted model, not a curated record.
AUUUGCCCUACCUUCCAACUGACCUCCCCCCCCUCCCCCCGUGCACUGCACGACCUCCCACUGAGGGGGAAAGGAACCACAGAAGAAAUGCCUUUGUGGAGGCACGACUGAGAGGAGCUGAAGGAACCCAAAUGCCUUGUUGUAAAAUGAUUCCUUUCCCUCGCUCUCACUGAGGAAUUCACGUUCGGUCGGGCUGAUUUGCAAUCACUACCGAACCAGAGGUGAAAGGUUCAGGGAUGAGCCACUGUUAUCCAUGGCAAAUGAAUCAGAAAGUAGUGAAAGCCAGGCUGUCUGCAGCUGCUCUGUCCCCGAUUCUCAUACGACCUACAGCAACAGCAGCAGUAAUAUUGGGAACUACACAGAUGAGUCAUUCGAAUCUUGUUCAGAGGACAGUGAAGGCAGCCGCAGAUAUUGCGAUGAAUCAUUUGAAGCUCAUCAUUAUUCCGAGGAGGAAUUUGAGCCAGAAACUGAAUCGGAAACUUCUGCAACCAAAUCCCGAGAUGAUCAUCCCCGAUCAUCCUUGAAUGAUUACGAAGGUGAGGAAUUUGAAUCCUGUGACGACUCGGAAAACUUAGCGGCAGAAGAAAUAUUUGUAGAAAAGCGGCUUGGCAUUUUGCAGAGCCAAUUCUCAGACUGCGCCCGUUGCAAUGGAACUCAACAGCGCAGAGCACCUCGGAGAGAGACUUCGCAGCCUCCCCCGGCACAAUCAGCAGCUCUGGGAUCUUACUGCAGCGCGAAAAUCAAUCAGCUUCAGCGGCCAUCUAGAACGAAGCUAUCAGGGCCCACUAAACAGGCACAGCAGCAUCCAAGCUCACCACUGGCAAUAGCCUCGAGCCCGCAGCAAGUGUGCAUCGUACCCCGGCAGCUGGUGAACCGGGUUCAUCGAAAAUGCAUCUUAGACACAGUCAGACAGGCAAUGGAAACCGAUAUGCAUCAACCGUCCAAGUGUCCCGGGUGCCUUGCUAAGAAAGCUGAGCUGGCAGAAGUGAACUUCCUCCGAGUCAAAAAAUUGCAACUGGAGGGAGCUUUUCUACAAGAGAAAUUGGAGGAACACCUCUACUUCAGAGAUUCACUGACGUUAAUUGGAGAAAUACUCAAAGAUCUCCCGAAGCCUUCUGAUGACACUGAUGUGGUCUGGAAGAGAUUGAUUCAAAGGCGACAAAUAAGGUGAUGCUGUUAAUGGCAGCGCAUCUCGCGACAGAAUGCAACUUUGCACAGUGUUUUCCGAAAAACAGCAAUAAAAUUUCACUUCAAUGAAA